GAACAUUUACGUUGUGUACUCUCAAUUAUUCUCGCAUAAAAAUACAUUUCGCAAAAAUGUGUAGUGCAUUGUAACGGAACUUUUUUUGUAUUUUUAUAGAAUCUUCUAAAAUGGCUGCUUGUGUAGCUGUUAUUGGCAAAGAUAAUUCUCCAAAAUUUAUCAAAAUAUAUCAAUGUACGGAUGAAGCUGCUGGAUUGCAAUUUCAUUACAAAGUACAUACGUCAAUUGAUAUCAUAGAAGAAAAGCUGAAUAUAGGGAGUAAAACGACAGUUGAUAUACGUGAUUUAUACUUAGGCUUGUUAUUUGCGACUGAAGAAUACAAAAUAUAUGGUUAUGCUACAAACACAAAGAUUAAAUUUGUUAUAGUAUUGCAAUCAUCUAAUGUAUCAUUAAGGGAUAACGAAAUAAAAAUGAUUUUUAAGAAGUUACACGCUGCAUACUCCAAUGCUGUUUGCAAUCCAUUUUACAUUCCAGGUGAUGAAAUAAAAUCCAAGUCAUUUGAUACAUCAGUGCUGGAAAUAAUGGGUGUUAUAUAAUUUACAAAGAUAUUAAAAAAUAAUUAAAGAAAUAUUUCACACACAUCGUUCCAAAAUGUAUUAUUCACAUCAUACAAAUGCUUUAUGUAAUUGAUAAUAAAUUAUAUAUAAUAACUUG
This is a messenger RNA of Acromyrmex echinatior (Panamanian leafcutter ant), 654 nucleotides long. Its product is annotated as trafficking protein particle complex subunit 2-like protein. Gene Ontology annotation, biological process: endoplasmic reticulum to Golgi vesicle-mediated transport. NCBI's taxonomy places the organism in Eukaryota, Metazoa, Arthropoda, Insecta, Hymenoptera, Formicidae. The record is from RefSeq and is a predicted model, not a curated record.